AUCGCCACACCUCGCCAGACAUUGCUACUUCCCCAGUAUAACCGUGUGAAGGGACGCCAGAGCGUAUGAUCCCUGGCCCUGUCAUCCCAGGCCACAAUUGACCCAGGUAUCAAGUAUAUUCACCGGGUUAACAUCGCAAAUCAUGGUUCACGCCCACAAUCACAACCAUGGGCGCAGCCUGGAGGGACGAAGCCCCGACAAUGGGCAAGAGGUCACUAUAGUUUAUGUGACCGCCCCCGCAGAUUUCGAUGGUCCCGUAGGUGGCUAUGUGACAGGUGAAAACCCGAAGACGAAGACCGCAGCUCCCACAGCCGGCGUCGGUCCCGCCGUUCAGCACAGCCGAACUUCUGCGAAGGAGGAGCCAAGUACGGCUGAGGAACCAGCAACGAAAACUAAAGCAGAGGAGACAAAACCAACGGCCACUAAGAUCGAGACGACUCAGACAGCCAAGGUACAAUUGACUGAGACGGAACAAACUACCAAGGCAGUUGAACCAGAAACAUCCACUAUUGAUCAAAAGAAUACUCCUACCAUGAUGACGACUUUCUCAACGGCUACCUCGUCCACUUCCUCCUUAUCUAAUACUGGAUUAGAAGAGGCCGCUGCCACGCACUCGUCCUCGGAUAAUUCGGCAUCUUCAGCAACCGCUCUUCCCGGAGCUUCUGGGUCUGACGGUCUCACAGGUGGUGCAAAAGCGGGUAUUGCUAUAGGUGUAAUUCUUGGAGUAGGCUUGAUCGCGGCCCUUAUUUUCUUGUUUAUGCGCAAGAAGAAGCAGGGCCAGAAGCUUGGCGACAUGGAGACAGAAAAUGAAAAAGCAUUUGGCGCCAGCAGUGUAGCACCUCCACCGCCCCCGCCAAAGUUUGAACCAGCAACGCCAACCAACCCACCUCAGCUCAACGUCAGACCGGUGACUCAAUUUGCGCCCGAUCUCACACCUAGUGCUACGAACGCCCUCUCUGCGGCUGGUGCAGGUGCAGCUCUUGGAACGACCGCCGCUGCAUCGCGCAACCUCACUGGAAAUCCCUCGCCGCCUCCCACUCCGCAAUCGAAUGCAAGCAGCUCGAAUCCUUUUACAGAUCCCGAGAAUCCCUUCAGCAAUCAGGCGGAGGCCCCGUCACCUGGCAAUGGGGUCAGACCAGUUACUCCUCCAAUUGCCCCUGGCCACAAUGGGGCCAUUGCUCGCUCAAGUGCAGUUCCUGCUGAACCCGCUGAUCACACCGUCGCUAUCGGUGCGGCGGUAUCUACAGCGGCUGUGGCUGUGGCAGUUUCCUCAACUUCCAACCCGACGGAGAAUGGCCUUCCUACUCUACAUGAGAACUCGGAGCCGCAGACCAAUUCUCAACCCGAGCAUCCAAAAACGAACGCUGUCAAUUGCCCACCAGCCAAUGAAACACCCGACAUUAGUCCUGCCGUUGCUGCGGUUCCAGCUUUUGGGCCUUCUGAACAUGGCCCGGCUCCGGCCCCGGCUCCGACAAAUGUGCAUCGUGUACAAAUGGAAUUCAAGCCUUCCAUGGACGACGAACUGGAGCUCCAUGUUGGCCAGCUUGUUCGGCUUCUUCAUGAAUACGAUGAUGGGUGGGCACUCUGCACCAGAAUGGAUCAGUCCCAGCAAGGAGUGGUUCCUCGAUCAUGUCUCUCUUCUCGUCCUGUGAUGCCUCGACCACGUCCACCUCCCGGAGCUGGCCCCGGCCCACGUGGCCCCCCAAUGAUGGGACCUAAUGGACCGGUUCCUCCUGGUUCCCCUCGUUUCUAUCCCCAAGGUGGACGUCCAAUGUCACCAGCGGCGCGUCCCAUGUCUCCAGCACGCCCAAUGUCUCCGGCUCAUCCUGGAUAUGCUGGGCCCCCGCCUCCACGUCCCUAUCAACAGCGUCCGAUGUCCCCUGCUCAGUUCCCCCCUGUUCCUCGAUCGUAUUCCCCUGGACCAGGUCCUCGGCCAAUGCCGCCUCGAUCGAUGAGUCCGGGUCCUUAUGGCCCUCCGGGCCUGCAGCGGCCGGAUAUGCUAGUCAGCCAGCGGCAACGUAGCAACAGUGCUGGCGGAGCGAUUGGCCCAGUCCCACGCACGGCAGGGUCACCAGGACCAAGCCCCUUGGCGGCUCCCAAAACUCCACCUCCGUCAGGUGCAUUGCCGGCAAUCCCUACUCCGACCCCAGUCGAGGCUCCAGCUCCAGGCAGUAACGUGCCAGGCCAGUGAGAUGUUAACGUCCGUCAAAUGAAUGCCCAUCGGUUGGAAUUAAGGCUUCGGCUGGCUUUGCCGUUAAUAGAUAUGGCUCUGCUUUGAUAUCACGCGCUCCCGCAACGAAAGUAAUAACACAAAGUCUUCAAUGUCUCACAUCUCCCAGAUCGACUCCCCCAGUUUGGUUCUUUUUGCGUUUCUUUCCUGCUCUAUGCCUUCCUUCAUAUUCUGUACGACCCUUUCCGUCUCACUAGCAGACCACUUUUAUGAAGCUUUACCUACGUCUCCUUCACUACCAAGUGAAUCUGCACAUAUCAACUCUGACGGAAUAUACCCAAUGUUGUAAGAUUUUACUGUUGAAUCACGAAACCCACAUAUUUUGGAUUACCUUAAGUCAUUAGCCCCUUUUUUUCUUUCACAAUAUAUUCUUC
Messenger RNA from Aspergillus alliaceus, 2604 nucleotides. RefSeq names its product SH3 domain protein. Gene Ontology annotation, molecular function: protein binding. The record is from RefSeq and is a predicted model, not a curated record. The coding region runs from base 143 to 2191 and encodes 682 amino acids. The transcript has a single exon. NCBI's taxonomy places the organism in Eukaryota, Fungi, Ascomycota, Eurotiomycetes, Eurotiales, Aspergillaceae.